Molecule: messenger RNA, 2692 nt
Organism: Syngnathus acus (greater pipefish)
Lineage: Eukaryota; Metazoa; Chordata; Actinopteri; Syngnathiformes; Syngnathidae
Product: kelch-like protein 23
Molecular function (GO): protein binding
Source: RefSeq, a predicted model, not a curated record
AACCCAAAGGUCAUUAGGCUCCGCUGCUUGUGUGAUAUGGCCUGCAGAUCAAACAGCGUUCUGUCCGAGCGGACAAACCAACAGGAAGAAGAUGACUCCAUUUUUACAGCCUGAUGUCAUGCUUCAAGUGAUGAAGAGUCAUUUUACGUCAACCGUCGUCCACCUUGCACUUCAUAGCCCAUACUUCCGUGCUCUCUUCUUUGGCUGCGGUGUGAAAGCACGAAAGGAAAUAGAGCUUAGAGGACUCCGCUUGCAGUAUUUCAAAGUGUUAAUGCCCAUGAGCCAGACUUCCAUUCUCACUCUGGACAGGGAAAAUGUUUUGGGGAUCCUUGGACUGCGGAUUUCCUCCAGCUGGAGCGAGCCAAGCUGCUUGUGCUGCAAAUUCCUUGAACGUGAGCUCCACCUCUGCAAUUGUUUGGGAAUGAUGGCUUAUGCCUGGCAACGAGGCUUUGCUCAACUCUUCAAUGCAGCAAGGCAGGUUGCCCUCACACACUUCUCUGAUGUUGUCUCUGAAGAGGACUUCCUGUCUUUGCCUAAGGAGAGGGCACACCUCCUUGCCAGCGAUGACCUGGCCAUCUAUCGAGAAGAUUUAGCACUAGAGGCGGCCCUACGCUGGGUGUCAUUUGAUAAAAAAAGAGAGGAACACUUCCUGGAGCUCAUUGAGCUGGUGAGGCCCGAGUCUCUAUCAUUGACAUUCAUCUCUAAACUUCUGGACACAAUGCCAAACAGCUCCGACCCUAGAGCCAAACUCAUCUGCAUGCUGAGACAUUUCCCGAUAUCCUGGUCAAUGGGGGAGGUCCCUGAAAGGACCAAAGAAACUCUUUUUGUAGUAGGAGGACCUCAUGAUCAGGAACAGCAGGCAUCCUAUCAAUUUCAGCCACUCACUGGGAGAUGGCAAAAUUGUGCACCACUGCAGAGGAAGAACCUUACACAAUACUCAGUAGCAGCAGUAGGAGACAGUGUUGUUGUGACAGGUGGCUACUUCCGUGACGUGCUCUGGUUCAGCGUGGACUGGGUCAGAAGAUACGACUGUAGGAACCAGCGGUGGUUGGAUGGCCCUGCUUUGCAGAAGUCCAGGCACAGCCACUGCUCCAUUGCGUUGGAUUCCACUCUGUAUGUCUUGGGGGGCAGCAUGGACGAAGGGCUGGUGGCUGAUGUUGAAAGACUGAUUCUUGAGUCAGACGAGGCUUGGGAAAGCGUCAGCCACAUGGACCGGGCGGUGGAAAGGGCAGCCGUAGCCACUCUGGGCCAGUGUAUCUAUGUUGCGUGUGGCCUAGAUGAAAAUGGAGAAGCGUUUGGUGGAAUACAACGGUACGACACCAGGAGGAAUCACUGGGAUGUCGUCUCUUAUUCCCCCUUUCCACGAUAUGACCUGGUUGCCACUGAACUCAAUGGCGCCAUCUAUCUGUUCGGAGGGCAAGCGUUGCGUUUUGACGUGGAGACGGAUGAGUGGACUGUUGUGCAGGAGGAAUCGCUGGAGAAAAGGUUCUUCUGCGGCUGCAGCACAGUUAAUGGCCAGAUCUUCCUGUUGUGUGAGAAAAAGUGUAACAAAGCACUCCCCAAUAUAGUUUUGUUUGACCCUUAUGUGGACACUUGUAUCAAAGUGGAGAAUUCCAUACCAUGUCCUGUUCCACUCAGAGGGUGUGUCACAAUUAAAGUGCUAACAUGAAUGUGAGUAAUGAAAGCAAUGAAAUAUCCAUGACGUUUAAAAACAUGAUUGAAGUCUUUGCAGGGAGGUUUCUAGUCACUUUUAAUGAAAAAGAAAUAUGACCAUAGAUUCUAUGGCAUAGAAUGAAUCAUGGUUCAGCCCUUUAAGUGCUUCAUAUUGUUGUUUACCACGAUGAUCAAGCACACUUGGGAUCUCUGUUCCAUACUGCUGGUAACCACAAAUUCAUACUCAUGAUGGUAUUUGAUCAACUAUUUUGCUCUUAAAGAGUCCAGAUGUUUACCUCUGUAGAUGUUCAGUAAUGCCCAUUAGUGUACAUACAAUGAUCAGCUGGAUUCACUUCCAGUCACAGUUUGUAAAGUUAAUCCUAGGGUAGUGUAAAAACAGUAAGGCUAAGGCAUAAACCAAAAGUGCUGUACAGAAAAUCACAACAAAAAAUGUCAUAUGAUUUUUAAAGUAACAGCAAAACUAAUAGGAUUAUGUACUCUUAAAUGGAAUGUCAAUAUUUUGACAUUGGGACGGAAUAUAUACAAGGAUAUGUUCUUCAUCAUCCGCCAGGGGGCGUUAGAUUUCUGUUGUGAUAUUUUGGGGCGUCACCCGAUCACUUGCUGUCACAAAAAAAAAGUUUAUACCGUGCCACAUGCUGUUCUUAGGUCACCCUGAAAAAAAAAAGUUGCAUUACUGGAAGAAUAGUUUUUCUCCUUAAUGUAGCUGCAUAUGAACAAAAAAGUUGCUGGAGCAGUUAAAUAACAAAUUUCCCAGAAAGUACGAUAAACCUGUUGCCAUCCAUACGCCAGAUUAAAACAUGGCUUCCUUCAAGUUUAUCAACUUUGUGUUCAAUUUAACAGGCCCAGAUUUCACACAGAGUAAAUCAAUUGAGACGGGAUUAUAUUUCAGUAUUCAGACCUUUUGUGGCAUUUCUUUUGGCGGUGUGUGCAUGAUGUUUGUACUAUAAAAAUGGAAAGCCUUGGCUCAAUAAAGGUUGGGAAACACCAUUGUAACAGAUCAAUUAAAAUAUCUCAUGUA